AUGAGGCUCCGCAGCAAGGCGGCGGCGCUGCUCCUGCUGGCGCUGGCCGCGCUGCUGCUCGCGCUGCUGUCCCUGCGCCCCGGCCGCGCCGAGACCCGCGAGCGCCCCGCGCCACCCGCGCGUGCCGCGUCCGCCCCGCAGCGCCACCCCGCGCCGGGGUCGGCGUCGGUGCCGGGGCCGGGCGUCCCUGCCCGGGCUCCGAGGAGGCGCCGGCCCCCACGUCCGCGCCCCCGGGCCAGCCGCCGGGGCGCGGCGCGGCUGGAGAAGUUGGCGAGGAGGCCGGGAGAAGCCAGGAGUUUCCAUGCUGUGCUCCCACGUGAACUCUGGAUCCAUCUGGCCGUGGUGGCCUGUGGCAAUCGGCUGGAGGAGACGCUGGUCAUGCUCAAAUCAGCCGUGCUCUUUAGCCACAGGAAGAUGCACUUUCACAUCUUCACGGAAGACUCUCUGAAGUCCGAGUUUGAUAAGCAGUUACGACAGUGGCCCGACUCAUAUACAAAGAAAUUUGAGCACAAAAUCUACCCCAUCACAUUUUCUGUUGGAAACCCUCAGGAAUGGAAGAAAUUAUUCAAACCCUGUGCUGCCCAGAGACUCUUUCUUCCGGUGAUUUUAAAGGAUGUCGACUCGCUUCUGUAUGUGGACACAGAUGUUCUCUUUCUGAGACCUGUCGAUGACAUCUGGAAGCUUCUGAAGCAGUUUAACUCCACCCAGCUUGCAGCUAUGGCCCCAGAGCACGAAGUCCCAAAGACAGGCUGGUACAGCCGCUUUGCUAGGCACCCUUUCUACGGCUCUGCGGGAGUCAACUCAGGGGUCAUGCUGAUGAACUUAACACGCAUAAGAAGUACCCAGUUCAAGAACAGCCUGAGUCCUACAGGCCUCGCUUGGGAAGACAUGCUGUUACCUCUGUACCAGAAGUACAAGAAUGCCAUCACAUGGGGGGACCAGGAUUUGCUUAACAUCAUCUUCUAUUUCAACCCAGAGUGUCUUUAUGUGUUUCCCUGCCAGUGGAACUACCGUCCAGACCACUGCAUGUACGGGAGCAACUGCAAAGAGGCUGAGCGCGAAGGCGUGUCGGUGGUGCAUGGGAACCGGGGUGUCUACCAUGACGACAAGCAACCAACUUUCAAAGCGCUCUAUGAAGCAAUACGAGACUUUCCCUUUCAAGACAAUCUCUUUCAAUCCAUGUAUUACCCGCUCCAGCUGAAGUUUUUGGAGACGGUGCACACUUUAUGUGGCCGCAUCCCCCAGGUGUUCCUGAAGCAAAUUGAGAAAACGAUGAGAAGAGCUUACGAGAGACAUGUCAUCAUCCACGUUGGUCCCAAUCACAUGCACUGAGCAUUUCAUCUUGUCACCGUGGACAUAUGGGUCUUUAUGCUACCUGGCUCUUUUCGUGUGUGAUUGAUCAUUGAAUGGUACUCCAUGACUGUUGAGUUUUAAAAGCCUUGUUAAACAUUGCUUAAUUCAUGACCCCUAAAAUGGAAUAAGCCUUUCUUUGACUUUAUUUUUCUAAAAUCCUAUUUAUCUCUGUUCAAUCAUU
This is a messenger RNA of Dipodomys spectabilis (banner-tailed kangaroo rat), 1534 nucleotides long. It is a transcript of the gene Gxylt2, whose product is annotated as glucoside xylosyltransferase 2. Gene Ontology annotation, biological process: protein O-linked glycosylation via N-acetylgalactosamine. The transcript is spliced from 7 exons. Gene Ontology annotation, molecular function: UDP-xylosyltransferase activity. Lineage: Eukaryota; Metazoa; Chordata; Mammalia; Rodentia; Heteromyidae. The record is from RefSeq and is a predicted model, not a curated record. Bases 1 to 1332 code for a protein of 443 amino acids.